AUGGGAAGCGAGUGUUGCGGGGUAGUCAGGCGAGUGGGUGCUGGAGUGGACGAUCUCGAGAGCUCUGAGGUAGCGCGCUGGCUGCGGCAGGCGGGCCGCAAGGUGCUGUGCCUCUGGAUGCAGGGCGGGCUGUUCCGGCGCGUGGUGCAGGUGCCGCGCGGCCACUGCUUCGCGCUGCCCGCCAGCGCCACCCUUACGCACUCCGCCGCGCUCGGCCUCGACUGCCUCGUCGCCUACCUCUGCCUGUUCGACCUGGGCAGGCUGCGCAAGGCGGGCGUCGUCUUCAUGCAGUCUCUCGCAGGUGGCGUGGGCACGGCCGUGGCGCAGCUGGCUCGGACGGUGCCGCUGGUCACGGUGCUGGGGACGGCCUCUGAGUCAAAGCACGACAAGCUGUGGCGCCUGGGGGUGAACGGCGUGUACCGCCACGAGGAGGACUACGUGGAGCGCAUCCUGAGCCUCUACCCUGAGGGCGUCGAUGUCGCCAUCGUCCGCAGUGGAGGGGCGGAGACCGAAAAAUUCCUGAGGCUGCUCAAGCCUUGCGGAAGACUGAUCACUAUCGGUGAGUACGCGAAUUGCUGGUCUGUCACUAAAUUGUUCUUAAGACAGUUCUAA
Messenger RNA from Schistocerca serialis cubense, 612 nucleotides. RefSeq names its product synaptic vesicle membrane protein VAT-1 homolog. The coding region runs from base 1 to 612 and encodes 203 amino acids. The transcript is spliced from 3 exons. Gene Ontology annotation, molecular function: oxidoreductase activity. Lineage: Eukaryota; Metazoa; Arthropoda; Insecta; Orthoptera; Acrididae. The record is from RefSeq and is a predicted model, not a curated record.